Molecule: messenger RNA, 8474 nt
Organism: Amphiprion ocellaris (clown anemonefish)
Lineage: Eukaryota; Metazoa; Chordata; Actinopteri; Pomacentridae
Product: gamma-aminobutyric acid receptor subunit alpha-5-like
Exons: 10
Coding region: 600-2003 (467 amino acids)
Biological process (GO): monoatomic ion transmembrane transport; gamma-aminobutyric acid signaling pathway; signal transduction
Cellular component (GO): GABA-A receptor complex; dendrite membrane; synapse
Molecular function (GO): GABA-gated chloride ion channel activity; benzodiazepine receptor activity; GABA-A receptor activity
Source: RefSeq, a predicted model, not a curated record
AUUGUAGCUGUAGCUGAAUUGAGGAGCAGGGUUUGAAGCCCGCACCUGAUUUUGUCCCCAUCAGCUGCACCGUCGGCGCGCCUCCUCCUCCUCCUGCCCACCAAUGGGGAGCACAUAUUUAAAAAAUUAUCAGCCUCUGUUGCGGCACUUCAUUCUCUCGCACCGGCAGUAGGCGGUGUAGCAAAAGACACGGGGAAAAAUGUGGAGCGAAUCCAGUCUUGUGUCGGGAGGCUGGCGGACGACAGCGAGUAGGCAGCCCGUGUGAUGCUGAUGCUGCUGCUGCUGCAACACCUCUGGAGGCGAUGCGGGAGACGCGGUGCAGCAGGCAGUAAAAAAGGCAAAGGAGCCGAUAGGAGGAGAGCAGCAGACAGACUACUACAGGAGAUGGGGAGCCGCUGACUGGGAGAGAGAGAGACAUAGAGAGAGAGACAAACAGCCCAUGGUGGAGAAGCUACAGAGACGGAGGGGAGACAACCGACAAGCCCGGAGAUAAGGUGACUGAACCCCUGAUCGUCCAGUUCCAGCACUGCCGACGGAGACCCCCGCAUCCUCCAGUCGCUCUUGGAGGAGGGGAGAAAACAAAAUAAACCCCGGUGGUGAUGGAUCUGCAUUCAGCUUCAAACAACAAAGUGAGCAGAAUUCCAGUGAUGGCACGACUCAUCCUUUCCCUCCUGCUCCUCUGCAGAUGCCAAAAUAGUCUCUGCCAGUCAUCCUCGGAGGCUCAGAAGGAGACGGGCGCCAACGACAACAGCACAGUUUUCACCAGGAUCCUGGACGGGCUCCUCGAUGGUUACGACAACAGGCUCCGGCCGGGUCUUGGAGAAAAUGUCACAGAGAUCAAGACAAAUAUUUUUGUCACCAGCUUCGGCCCCGUGUCUGACACCGAGAUGGAAUACACCAUUGACGUGUUCUUCCGUCAGAGCUGGAAGGAUGAGCGCCUGUGCUUCAAAGGGCCCAUGGAGAUGCUGCCGUUAAACAACCUGCUGGCCAGCAACAUAUGGACUCCCGAUACUUUCUUCCUUAAUGGCAAGAAGUCUAUUGCUCAUAACAUGACCACGCCCAACAAGCUGCUGAGGCUGCAGGAUGACGGCACUUUGCUUUACACUAUGAGACUGACCAUAUCAGCAGAGUGCCCCAUGCAGCUGGAGGAUUUCCCCAUGGACGCACACGCCUGCCCUCUCAAGUUUGGCAGCUAUGCCUAUCCGGUGUCAGAGGUGGUCUACACUUGGACUCAGGGAGCUGCUAAGUCUGUGGUGGUGGCAGAGGACGGCUCCAGGCUAAACCAGUACCAUCUUCUUGGGCAAAGUGCUGGCACAGAGGACAUACACACAAGCAGAGGACAGUAUACAGUGAUGAUGGCCCACUUCUACCUGAAGAGGAAGAUUGGAUAUUUUGUCAUCCAGACAUAUAUGCCGUGUUUCAUGACUGUAAUCCUGUCCCAGGUGUCAUUUUGGCUAAACAGAGAGUCAGUCCCUGCUAGGACUGUCUUUGGGGUGACCACCGUGCUGACCAUGACCACCCUCAGCAUCAGCGCCAGGAACUCGCUCCCCAAAGUGGCCUACGCUACAGCCAUGGACUGGUUCAUUGCUGUCUGCUACGCUUUCGUCUUCUCUGCCCUCAUUGAGUUUGCCACAGUGAACUAUUUCACCAAGAGGAGCUGGGCCUGGGACGGCAAGAAAGCUCUGGAAGCACAGCACCCAAAGAAACGAGACCCCAUGGUGCUGUCGAAGAAGCCCAACAAUGUUUGCUCAGCGGGCGUCAACUACACCCCCAACCUCACCAAGGACGUGUCCAUUUCCACAAUCUCCAACACCACGUCAGUGCAGCUGCGAGCCUCCGAGACCAAGAUGGCAGAUCCCAAGAAAACCUACAACAGCGUCAGCAAGAUCGACAAGAUGUCUCGGAUAGUGUUCCCCGUCCUGUUUGGAACCUUCAACCUCGUCUACUGGGCCACGUACCUUAACAGAGAACCGAUGGUGAAAGGAGUUGUCACUUCAACGUAAUUGCUCUUUUGUUCUUUUUUGUUUGAGACAGAGAGUUCAUGCAAGGGAGGAGGGCGGUUUGAGCCUAAUUGGAGAGUGAAUGGACUAAAAAGAUAAAGGGUCAGUGCCCUGGACUAAAAAAAAUAAAAUAAAAAAAAUUAUAAAAAAGUAAAAACAAAUAUCUGCGCUUGAAGAACAAAACAGAACUAUACUCAGCUAUCUAAUUCAAGCACUUUGAAUGGAUGCAAGGCUGCAACAGAAUCCCUUUCCUGUUUUUCAUGGCCUAAAAAAACUGCUUGAUCAUGAAGAAACUGCUUCGAAGACUAUGUCGACAGGAGAGCGGGUGCUUUGCUUCUUUCUCAUCUAUCCUUGCUGCAGUUUGCAUGACGCUCUCCUCAAAAGGAAACAACAAACUCCUCUUUGUCUUGAAUACCGACCAUGUAUAUGUCAAUCAUCGCUUAAAGUAUGGGAGCGCACUUCAUCACUACUACUCGAGGAAUUGUUUUAAACUUCAUAUUCGUACCGGGAAGGCUUGAAAUGCACUGAGCUCAUGCUAUGAAAAACAAACUUUGCAAUCUAACAUGCAUUUGAAUUUGAAAAAAUGGAUUUAAAAAUGUAAUUUCACACCAUGUGGAAGAAACAUCUCUUGAGAUUAAUGCUGCAAGUGCAUUAAUAUUUUAGUUUUAUGUCUCUGUUUUGAAACAUUUUGCUAUGUUUUCCCCUCUCCUAUUGCAGUGGGUGCUUGUGUCUCUAGUUGGACAUCUUUACUUGAAGAUUCAAAGCCUACUGCUGCAGGCCUGGUUUCCCAAAAGCUCUGACAGUAAGAGUCUCAAAGAAAAAUGGUGAGAAAAAAAAAACAUAGAAUGCUGCUUGAAAGCAGCAAAAAAAAAGUAAGAUUAUCAUUGCAGGGGCUUCUGAAUUUUAAAUUAAGAAAUUAAAAAGUCGCCAUUUCAGACAGCAUGCCAACAAGAAUAUUACAAAAUCCUCUUUGGCCCACUUACGUAGGGUGACUGGACAGCUGUGACUGAUGUGUUAGCACAAAUUUGGCAUCGGAUGUAUGUGGUUUAGCUGAAUUUUGAGCCCUGAUCACUCAUCUGGGAAACUAAUAUACACAGUUGAGAGACCAGUGCUUGAAAUGCAGAGUGUGUCACAUACAAAUCAGCAGAGUGAAGUGGAGAGUUUGGAGAUUCAGUGAAGUGGCCACGGUUAGAGUCCCUGUUUAGGCAAAAGUUUACUCCACUCGUGUCCUCAGGCAAGGUGCUGGUUUCAUAAUGACAAACCUCUAUCUUAACCAAACUUAAGAUAGACUACUUAGUUUGUCCACUGCACAAGGACGCCAAAGUCUUGACUACCUUAAGUAGGAUUAAUUUGCCCUAAAUUUUGGGUAAAUGAUGCCUGACUGUUCAGAAAAUGUUCAGUCUAACUAUAAAAUCCAGUUUAACAAGUGUUUCUGAAACUGGCUGCCAGUCUGCUAGGACAAAAGAAAACUAAAUAAAUCAUUAGCUUAUCUUUAUACUAGUAGUGCCCUACUAGAAAACCUGCUCAGUUAUGUGUCAGAAAAAAAUAGGAAAAUCCAACCCCCACAAAAUAGAAAAAGACCACUACAAACUAUACUAUAAAGGCCUGAAUAACUUGGAACGUGCUAAUGCUAGUCAGUUGCCUUAAAAGAGAAUAACCAUGUAUUUCCCCCUGGUGUAUUUCUCAUUAAUGUGGCUUCUGUGGCUCAAAGCGUCAUGCUAACUUUACACUCUGCACCUCAAUUGUAGAGAUUCAGGAAAACGACGUUCAGUCAGGGCAGUUAGCGGCAGCUUUUUACAUGAAACAUUUUAAAUGUGUUUUCUCAUGUUUGACUGAAAGUGAACAUGUCUUUGAUUCAGCACUUCAGACAAUGUUAUCCCCAGAUGUAGAUCCCUAAUGCAGUUCAUAAAAUGCCUGUUGCAGGUGGCUAAUUUCUGUGUUUGACUUCAGUCAGAUUGAACACUUUUAAAACGAUUCAUGUAAAAAUCAUCUUUCUCUUGAGCUCAUGCUAAUUGCUCUUGCUAAUUCCUGCGAUUGUUCAAGAUUUUAUUUAAUUAAAAGUUAACUAAAAAGGGGAAAAGCUGUUCUAGCUUUCUACGUACUUAGCAAACUUGCUAGCUCACUUGCUAAUAAGUAAAUAAAAUCACAGUUUCUUUAACAGGGUUCUUCAAAACAUCAACUCCUGUUCAUGUUCUUUUUGCUGUACUCUGACAGAGCAGGGUAAAAGUGGGAAACAGAUAAUAAGCUACAAUAGCUUCCCCCAGCUUGGACUCUGAGGUGCUUUUCAUUAAGCUAACUUGUGUUUCCUCGCGUCCUCUCUCUCUACCGGAAACUGUCCCCCCUCCACCAUCAUGGAGGAUGAUCCAGUUAGUGAAAUGCAUGUUGAGGAGAUGAGGAAGCUUGAGGAGGAGCUUGAGCCUGAGGGGGAGACAGGUGUGACCGAAGUGGAAAUCUUUUAUCAAGUGGUACAAUCCAGCUGAGCAGCACGCUAUGAGUAUCUGAACUUAAGACAGACACUAAGGAGCGAAGAGUUUUUUUUUUUUUUUUUUUUUUUUACAUUUUGCAGCUUCAGCUCGUCUGUCCUCACAUCUCUUCUUCACAUACUUGCUAACAUCUUUGCUGAGAGGAGAUAAAAUGUAAGGAGACACAUUCGUAUAAUGAAAAGCACCUAUGGUUUUGUGGAGCUUUAGAACUCAGUCCUCUCAAUGUGGCUUGCAAAUGAGCAUUCAGCGCAAAUUUGUUUGGUAUCAAAUUGAACUCCAUGCACUCAAUUUGCAUGAAUUUACUUCCACUUUCACAGAUUUUUUUUGAGAAAUUUCCCCUUUUUGAAUGCUGGUGGGACGAGGCCUGUAAGCUGCAAAGAAUUUGGGAAAUUAGGCCAAGGGUCAUAAGGGAAUCAUGUAAAUAGCCUUUUUAUUUUUAACUUAACUCUUUGCUUUGACACAAAAAAGAUAGUGUUGAGAAUCUCACGUUUGCGUUUUUUCAGCCCUUAGAAGUAAAAAAAAAAAAAAAAAAAAAAGCCAAAGUCUACUUCUGACUUUUAACUUAUUAAGAGUAUGUUCCUUAAUGUUUAUGUGUACAUCUGUAAGACUCUUUCGUUCUUGUUGCUUGUAGAGGAGCUUACGUCUGAUCGAACUUUAAUCUUUGGACUGGAUCUGAUUUCUAUGCGUUUUCUUUCUACACCGACUUAAUUAAACUGGAAGCAAUGAGCACAUGUUGUGGCAUUAUGGCUCGAGCCCACCAUAGCACAGCAUGUGGGACUUGUUGGUCUAUGGUGAGACAUACUCAGGAACAAAAGGACUCAUGCUCCCAGCAGAAGACUUGCCUCUGAGUCACUGCUUCUUUAAUCACAUGGAUUGUGAACAGUGUAGUUCCCUCUCACCUGCUGCUGGGAGCAUCGUCCUGGAUAACUUUAGGGCACCGAAUAGAUGUUGAAACCACUGGCUUGGUGGAAAACCGUGUAAAUAAAGACGACAUGAGCUGCUACUGUAUCUGCUUUGCUUUGUGAACUUAAAGUGGACCUAGAAGAAAUCACUUUAAGAUAUCUGCUUUUAUUUUGACUGCUUCUGCCAUGAUGUUCUGUAGUAGUCUUUGUGCCCGUUUGAUUGAUGUUGAAGCUGCCAUGUAUGGAAAUGUAAGGUGGCGCUGUCUGUCAGCUAAGACGAUGUUUCAGUGCUUGUUAAAACGCGGCAGUGGCAUAAACGUAAGUCCAAUGAAGUGCAGGUGAAAGACGAUCUAUACAUCUGUCUGUCUAGGGUCGACAAGGCAGCCGAGUGUAGAUUACCAGACCAGACAUCCCUUUCCCUGGUAACAACCUCCAAGUUCUCGGUCUGUUCCUCUACUCCCUGUUUGUUUCUGACUCUGCUGCUUAUACAUAUUAUCAAGCAAAAGGGCACACUUUCCUCUUUGUUUCUGAUUGGGUCCUGCAGUAGUUGAGUCUUUCAACAAAAUUGCGAUCAUGUGUUUGUUGAGCUGAAGUGUACCAGUGCUGCUUCAUUAGAGCUUUAUUGCUUUUGUGUUAUGUUAACAAAGGAAAUGAUACUGUAAUAAGGGUUUUGCUCCCUGCUCAUGUAAGUGCAUACUCUGUAGCCUUCUUUAUUUCUCUCUGUGGAUGACAGCGUCAGUCAUGCUGAACUAUCUCAACAGCUGUUGGAUGGAUUGUAGAAAAAUUUGGUGUAGACAUUCAGUUUCUUAGUAACUUUGGUUAUCCUCUGACUUUUCUUUAACCCUCCUGUUGUCCUCAUUUACGGGCACCAAAAAAUAUUGUUUCCUUGUCUGAGAAAAUCCCAAAAUUCAGCAAGAAAAUUCCCCAAAUUUAUGAAAAUUUGCAAAACCUUCAGGAAGAGAAUUCCAAUAAUUCCUUAAAAGUUUCCCUUAAAAGUUUUUUUUUAAUCCCCCAAAUUUGGCAAGAAAAUUCUUGUAAAUAUUUUCAAAAAAAUUAGCAAAAAUCUUCCAAAAAAAUCCUAAAAAGUUCUAAAGUGAUUACAUAUAUAUCAGUAAAACUUCUAAUAUUUUCUUGAAGAACAUUCACAUAAAAAUCAACCAAAAUCCAGUGAAAUUCACUGGAUUUUGGUUGAUUUGUUUGUGAAUGUUCUUAAGAAACAUUUUUAACAUGUCUUUUUUCCACCAAAAAAUGUUCAAAGAUUUCCCAAAAAUGUUGAAAAUGUGGACAUCAGAAGUUUCACUGUGAAUUUUUUUUUUCCUCCACAUUUUCAAACUUUAAACUGGGUUAAUUUUGACCCGCAGGACGACACGAGGGUUAAGCACUGUCAUUAAAUCAGACUUUAAGUUUGUGCAAUACUUUAGUUUCUGACUAAACACCUGUACAGCUAAUUUAGUUGAACUGAGCUUAACUCUGAGGCAAGGAGCAAGCUAGAUAAAAAUCAAAGGUAAAAUUGCAAAUGUGGCCAUGUUAUACCACUCAGUAGCCAACAAUGUUCCAAACCGUAAGGACAUCCAUUAGUAUGGUAAAUGAAGUAAAUACAGUUAACAGGAUAAACAUUAGACCUGCUUUGCAUCAGCAUGUUAGCUUCGUUAUUGUAAGGAUCCUCGCUUGAUUUGGAUGUUCUAAGCCCAUAAAUGGACUACAUCAGUUGUUUUCAUGACAUCGUUUCAUGACGUUAUAAGUUGUUAUUAUGACGAUAUUAGUUAUCGUGACUAUUUCAGUUGUUUUCACAAAAUUAUUGGUCGUUAUCACAAAGCUACUGCUUAUUAUCAUGACACUAUCAGUUGUUAUCAUGGCACUAGCAUUUACCUGUUAGCAUUACUGUAGAACAGUGGUAGGCAAAUUGCGAAAUCCUCUUAAAACAACAACAAACAAAAAUUCCCUCAAGUACAGUUCAAGUUUAGCUAUUUUUAGUUUGCAUCAAAAGUUUUAUCAUAAAUCCUCUGUAGAAAACAAUGCAAGUAAAGGGCUCGUGUAACUUUUACCAACUGUAAUGUCAUGACAUCUAAUAAUAGUCAGUGUCUCCACAUGAUUUAACAGCUGGGGUGAAGUGUAAUUCUAUCACCUCUAGGUCGUUUCAUAAAUCAACUUUAUUCCUAAAUUAAUCAAAAGAGGACCACUCCUCUACUCCCUCAAAAAACAAAAAAACAACCUAUGUUUAUACACUAGACUAGCCAGGGAAAAGACAUGAAGGCAUGUUGGGAAAGCAGGAGCACAUCACUUCAUUUACAACAGCUGUCACUUCCCCGCAGGUCAGAGGAUCUCCAUACUGCUAGAAGUUGAUAGACUACAUCCAGUCCACAUACAUCUUUUCUUGACAUCCAAGAACUAAGCGUCCCUAUCUAUCCAUCCAUCCAUUUAACCAUCUCUCUCUAUUGCCAGUCAAGAAUCGACUGCCCACGCCUCCCUCGUUCCUUCAGCCACUGUGACAGACUCAUCUGCCAUACAUCUGUUAGAAAAGGGAUUUAGUUCUGCUUAAGUUGCUUUCACCCGUUCAGGGGGGCCCUUACAGCACAGCGCUUCUCUCCAAUUUAAGCCCCGACUGGCGCAGCCCAAUGACAAACACUUGUUUUUCUCAGUGUGUUGUCUGGACAGCUGUGACUGGUGCGUGUGAGGGACAAAUUUAGGAUUGAUUAUAUGUUCUUUAUCCACAGCUAGCUCAUGGGCAGCGAAGCUGACUAAAGUUUUGAACUCGGGUCUCUCAGCUAGGAAUGUAAUGCACAUCCAGCGGUCGGCUUAAAGAGACAUGUGAGGCAACACUUGUCCGUCCCAGUGAGGCGACAGACAAAUGCAUGAGGCUUCCCUUGUUUUUCACCGAAGAACCUUUCUUUUUUUUUUUUUUUUUUUUUGGAGGAAACAUUAAAUUGAGACUUUUGCUUCAAUUUUGCAAAAAUGCUGCAAAGCCAUUGUAGCUAUAGCUGGGCUUAACAAUGUACUUGUGUCACUCAUUCUUUGUUUUAUCUACUGUAUUUUUUUGUGUAUUAUACUUCAAAUGAUCAAAUAAAAAGGAGCAACAAAGAUAAAAUGGG